Messenger RNA from Oncorhynchus mykiss (rainbow trout), 3605 nucleotides. NCBI's taxonomy places the organism in Eukaryota, Metazoa, Chordata, Actinopteri, Salmoniformes, Salmonidae. The record is from RefSeq and is a predicted model, not a curated record.
GGCUUUUGUUGCAGCCAACUGCAGUUUCAGGGUAAACUUGUAACGAUGCCUUUUCGUCCAUAGAUGUGCAUCAAAGCAAUUAUAACUGUAUUUUCAACAUUCUUUGACAUAGUCAUGUUUUACUUAUUUGCAUACAUAACAUGUUUGACCUAUGCGGUGCAUGCUCGGAACGCUUCAUGAAAUAUUCAAAUAAAAUACCCUAUUCAAACGCCCACCUUUAACUACUAACACAUAUUUUACUACACACAAACCUUCAAAUCAAUGCAACAUUGAACGAGUAGCCUAUAAUUCAUGAAACCUACUGAAAGUAGCAUCUUGCUCUGCUAUCUAUACAAACCUGUUUUGAUGGGCCAACUUCUGAAAACAAACAUUUCACUCAAAUAAUUGACUAUUUUUUCACAGUGUGUGCCAAAGUGUUUAGGCAACAAUAAGAAUUCACAGCAAGGAUUUUAGAGGAGUGGAAUGGAAGUUAUGUGAAAGUAUUAAACGAAGUUUCAGAACUUCACCACAGGGCUAGAGAUGACAGUGCAUGACGGUCGCGGCAGCUCAUUAUCCCGCUCCCAUUCAUCCGCCCUUUCAUUGCGAUGCAAACUCUUUGGCAGAGUCGUUUGUCUCCGCAUUGUACUUUAGUUGGGAAUGCAAUGGUUGUCAGGACUCUUAUUCAGUUUCAAGAUAGUUUAUUGAUGAGCUCUGACUUUUAGCACUUUUCACAUUUCAAAGGAAGUCAAGUGUACGCAUCCACGACCACGACUUAAUUUUAUGGUCUGCGCGUUGCGACACUUUCACCCCUCUUUUAGGUUACCCCACCACGCCACAACCCCCCUCGUUUCUUAUUCCACGACACGGAAUCUGUUCCAUUUGAACAAAUGAUUGGAACACCCCUAGCCGAGACUGGUUCUCCAAUUGUAACCUAAAAUGCAGGCAAGGAGGGGUUGCUUUGGAGUGCCAGGCAUUCUACAAAUGUAGUUCGGGUGUGUGGUCAUGACUGCAAAGACAUUUGGUUAUAUUUACGUCCUGUGUUAUCUAUAAUCUAGAAGCCUCGACGCUGCGUCCUGCCUAUCAUUUGAUCCAUAGAAAAUUAAGAAAGAUCAUCAGCCUCGGUAUUAUAUUUAUUUAGUCGGUAGAUAUUGUUUGUCAUUUAGGGGUAAACAACCAAAUCUACAAGAUGUGAUGUCAGUCAACAGCAACACGUGCAGGUUUGCGCUUGCUUCAGUGACUGCACUCUGCCCUUUAGGCUGCUGCGUAAAGAUUGUAGGCUAUGCAAAGCUUUCAAAAGCUACCGCCUAAUAAAUCCCUUACUGGAAUAAUUCAGUAAGCGGAAUCUUUCAAUUCAGCCUUUAGAUGUUUAAAAUAAAUAAACGUUAACGUAUCACACUAUGCAAAUGGUUAAAGCGGUGUUCUAUUGGUUUUUAUCAGUGAAUUAUCAGUCGUAAACUAUCAAAAAAUGAAGAUGGACUGCAAAUGGUUCAUGUUGAUCCGUUUGAGGUCGGCACGCAGCAUGUGUUCACUGCCCUUACGUCCAUUUGCAACUUCAGGUUCAUGGUUAGUGUAGGAAAUAUUGUAUGCGUUCCACGAUCGUGGAGCCCUGUGAGUUGCACUUGCCCUCCCUUGCCCUCAUCCAAUAGCAUUUUUAAAGGAUAUAUUCCGUGUAUGUGUGUGCGUGUGUGUGUACGCGCGCGCGCGUGUGUGUGUGUGUUAGAGAAGGAGAAAUUAAUGUGCAUGUGCAGAGUGAUUAGUGGGUUUGAAAAGCAAGCUCUGGCUUUGCCCGGUUUCCCGCUCUGGCACCACGAAGUAGGAGGAAGUGUUUCGCUAGAAGAUGAUGACAGAGGUCAGGCACUGCUAAUGGGCCACUGAAGAGGAGUGGAGGCGAGGCACAGACCAGGAACACAUACAUUAAUACACUAGUACCAUCACCAAUCAGCAUAGGGAUUUCCAUCUCUAUUCAAGAUCACUUGGAAAAUAUAUACAAGGACAAUUAUUCGACGGGGCUAUCCAGCACUGUGGCUCCGUCUCUUUUGCGCUCAGACUUAUCAACAAGGGCUUUGGCUGCAGUGUACACAGGAUGCCUCAAAAAGAAUACUAUAACCGGGCCACGUGGGAAUCUGGCGUUGCGUCCAUGAUGCAAAACAGACAAGAGGUGUAUGACAUCUGUAACGAAGGUCACAGCGGAGUGAAUCAGCUUGGCGGAGUGUUCGUCAACGGCAGACCCCUGCCGGACUCAACCAGACAGAAAAUAGUCGAGCUUGCUCACAGUGGCGCGCGGCCGUGCGAUAUAUCCAGGAUUCUGCAGACCCAUGGUGAUGCAAAAGUCCAAGUGCUGGACAAUGAAAACGUGUCAAACGGCUGUGUGAGUAAGAUUCUGGGCAGAUACUAUGAAACUGGCUCCAUCAGACCAAGGGCGAUCGGGGGUAGCAAACCAAGAGUAGCAACUCCCGAGGUGGUCGGAAAAAUUGCCAUAUACAAGAGGGAGUGCCCGUCAAUCUUCGCGUGGGAAAUUCGUGACAGACUGCUUUCAGAGGGGGUCUGCACAAACGAUAAUAUACCCAGUGUAAGUUCAUUGAGUGUGUCAUCGAUAAACAGAGUACUGCGCAACCUGGCUAGCGAAAAGCAACAGAUGGGCGCAGAUGGCAUGUAUGAGAAGUUGAGAAUGCUGAACGGUCAGACUGGGACGUGGGGAACCCGGCCGGGCUGGUACCCCGGAACCUCAGUGCCAGGACAGCCCAACACAGAUGGUUGCCCACCGUCAGACGGCGGAGGUGAGAACACUAAUUCAAUAAGUUCGAAUGGAGAAGACUCGGAUGAGACCCAAAUGAGACUUCAGCUGAAAAGAAAAUUGCAAAGGAACCGCACUUCGUUCACACAAGAACAGAUAGAAGCGCUUGAGAAAGAGUUUGAAAGAACUCACUAUCCAGAUGUUUUCGCAAGGGAAAGACUUGCUGCAAAAAUUGACCUCCCAGAGGCCAGAAUACAAGUGUGGUUUUCAAAUAGAAGGGCAAAGUGGAGGAGAGAGGAGAAACUCCGGAAUCAAAGGCGGCAAGCCAGUAACUCCUCCAGUCACAUCCCUAUCAGCAGCAGUUUCAGCACCAGUGUCUACCAGCCCAUCCCACAGCCCACGACACCAGGUUGGAUAUCGUUCUCGUCAGGAUCCAUGUUGGGAAGACCAGACACAGCCCUUACAAACACAUACAGUGCCCUGCCACCUAUGCCAAGCUUCACCAUGGCCAACAACCUGCCUAUGCAAGCUCCUGUGCCCAGCCAGACCUCCUACUCCUGCAUGCUGCCCACCAGUCCCUCAGUCAACGGGCGGAGCUACGACACGUACACCCCUCCUCAUAUGCAGGCACAUAUGAACAGCCAGUCAAUGGCAGGCUCAGGAGGCAACUCAACAGGUCUCAUCUCUCCUGGAGUAUCUGUUCCUGUCCAAGUGCCAGGCAGUGAAGCAGACAUGUCCCAGUACUGGCCCAGGCUACAGUAGAGACACGACUACCGUCAAGGUGUGACUCCUCGGAUAUUGUCUUGAACGAAGAGGCUGUCCAGCAGUAUUUAAUUACAGACAAGAGAAAAUAGACUCUAAAAGACACUAUUUUGUACUGGGAUUGUGCCAU